Messenger RNA from Candida tropicalis MYA-3404, 1071 nucleotides. Its product is annotated as cationic amino acid transporter. Gene Ontology annotation, cellular component: fungal-type vacuole membrane. The transcript has a single exon. NCBI's taxonomy places the organism in Eukaryota, Fungi, Ascomycota, Pichiomycetes, Serinales, Debaryomycetaceae. Bases 1 to 1071 code for a protein of 356 amino acids. The record is from RefSeq and is a predicted model, not a curated record. Gene Ontology annotation, biological process: basic amino acid transmembrane export from vacuole.
AUGGGUCCUCCAGCUCCUAUAAUUUUAGAUGCUCAAGCUAUAAGUGGAAUAACUGGCUCAAUAUCAAUAGCUUGUUGGAUAAUUGUUUUUGCUCCACAAAUUUAUGAAAAUUUUAGAAGAAAGUCCCUGGAAGGAUUAUCUUUAACUUUUAUCAUUUUAUGGUUGGCAGGUGAUGUGUUCAAUGUAUUGGGAGCAGUAUUACAAGGUGUUUUGCCUACAAUGGUCAUUUUAGCCGUAUACUAUACCUUGGCUGAUGUGGUUUUAUUAUGGCAAUGUUUAGUUUAUGGACAUGGUGAGAAAAAACCAGACUUGAUCCAUUUAUCUCCUGCUAAUCCUUUAAACGAAGACGUUUUAGAAGUCGUAUUAUCAAAUGAUGACCAUCACAACCACCAUCAAGAACAACAACAACAACAACGUCGUCAACAAGAACAACAAGUUACUAAUGCAUUUAUCAAUAAUAAUGAUACCACAGAAGACUUAGAAUCAAAUAGCAUUCCAAGCAAUAAUACUAACAACAGCGUAUCCAAAUCAUCACAAUUACAAUCAUUUUUACUUAAUUCAUUAAUGGUUUUCUUAGUUAUUGCAUCAGGAGUUAUUGGAUGGUAUAUUUCUUAUUUAAAAGACUAUAAAAAUGGAAAACACCCAGGUAAAAACCAUGCCAAACAUCCAAAAGAUUUAGUAUUUGAUCCAUUAGCUCAAGUAUUUGGAUGGUUGUGUGCAUUUUUAUAUUUGGGAUCAAGAAUUCCUCAAAUUGUUUUAAAUUAUGAAAGAAAAUCAUGUGACGGGAUUUCAUUUAUGUUUUUCUUAUUUGCAUGUUUAGGUAAUUUAACCUAUGUUAUUUCUAUAUUAUCAAUUGAUAUGAGUUGGAACUAUUUAUGGGUUAAUUCUUCUUGGUUGGCUGGUUCUUUGGGUACUUUGGGAUUGGAUUUCACAAUAUUUGUUCAAUUUUUCUUGUAUAAUGGUGAUAAAGAUGAUGAUUAUUCAGAAAGUGAAUAUUCACAAAGUGAAACUGAACUGGAGUCUUUAUUGAAUUCAAGUAAUAGUGAAAGAAUAUCAUAUGGAACUAAUUAA